This is a messenger RNA of Tetrahymena thermophila SB210, 3828 nucleotides long. RefSeq lists its product as hypothetical. Gene Ontology annotation, molecular function: ATP binding; protein kinase activity. Lineage: Eukaryota; Ciliophora; Oligohymenophorea; Hymenostomatida; Tetrahymenidae. Gene Ontology annotation, biological process: protein phosphorylation. The transcript is spliced from 2 exons. The record is from RefSeq and is a predicted model, not a curated record.
AUGACUGAAAAAAUUGAUUAUAACAAAAGUUAUAGCUUUAGAUAAAAUGAAUCGACAGCUUAAAAAAAGAAUACUUAAGAUGAUUAAUAAGCUAACUCAUAUGUUAUUUCUGAUUUUAGAUAGUCUACAACUAACUAGGAUUUAAGUUAAGAAAAUCCUUUAUCUUAAUACAAGAUUCUUUUGCAAUUAAGUUCUUAGCUUUUAUUAGAGAAUACUGUAAAUGGAAAGAGAGUUAUUUAUAAGGAAUUUGCUAUUCCUUAAAAUAAAGGCUUUUAAGAAAUGUAAUCUGAGCUUAUGCGACGGAAAGCUAUCGAUUGCAAUAAUAUACUCAAACUAAAUUUAUUCUUAAUUGAGAAGCAGCAAACAAAAAAACCUUUAUCAGACUAAAAAUUUGGAGUAGUAUUUGAUAAUUUUAUUAGAGAUUUUGAUAGCGAAUUGGAGACUAGAAAAGGUAACAAAAAAAAUAUUUUAUCAUCUAUGAAAGAAAAUGGAGUAGUUUUACACAGUAAAGAUUAAAUUCACUAAGGUUUAUUGAUUAUGUCAAAGGUGAAUAGUAUCUAGUUAUUUUGGACAGAAGAAGAAAUUCUUAACACUUUAGAAUCUGUUUUACUUGGAAUUUGCGAACUCCAUAAAAACAAUAUAAUUCAUGGAGACUUUAAUGCUUCUUCUGUUGUAUUUUGUGAUGACGGAUUUGUAAAAAUAGCUGAUUAGUUUGUUACUAAUCCAGAUGUAUAUUAAAAAGAAAAGGUUUAAUAAUUUUAGCAAAGCUAUUUGCCUCCAGAGAAAACAUUCUAUACUGCUGAAGGUGAUUUUUGGGCCAUCGGAAUGGUUUUUUUGGAAGCAGCAAUUCUAGAAUCUAGUUAAGAUCUUUAUUCAUUUAAAUUUGAAAAUCUUCAAAGCUGUUAGGAAAACUAAUCUGAAGAUAUAUAUUAGAUAAACUUUAAAUUACUCUAAAGUAGAAUUUAAGAUUUGGUUCUAUUAUCGUAAAGUUAAAACAAAUAGAAUUAACUUUAAACUGUCUUAAAUUUGCUAUUAUCUAAAGAACCUUCAAAAAGGGGCGAGGCCUUAUUACAUUUUGAGGCUUUAAAGCAUUACUAUUCAAGCAAUCAAUUUGAAUAUAACUAAAUUUGUUAAGUUAGAAAUAUUAAUAGUCUAUCUAAUAUUUCUGAACCAUAAAUCUAAAUGUCUAAAAUAUCUAUAAAUUAAUCUAUAGCUUAAAAGAAUUAGGAAAUUCAAGAUAAUCAUAGCUAAAAUCAAACUUUGGAAUAAAAAAUUCCUUGUAUGAAAAUCUCUCUCUCACCUCAUAAAAGUCUUAUUUAAGCUCACAAAUAACAGAGAAAUAUCAAAAAUAACUAAUAAUUAAAUUUAUAAAUUUUAGAAGGUUAAAAUAAAGAUAAUUACUCUUCUAGCUUAUCUUUUUGUACAUAAUCUAAUAGUUCUUAAACAUCUAAAGAAAGGAACUAAGAAAAAGAUAUGCAAAUUUUAGUAAAUUCAAAUAUUCUCAAAUAAAAUUUAUCAAUCAAGAAUAAAGGUAAAGGAAUAUAAAGAAACUAAAAUGUCAAAAAUUUAGAUGAAAUUUGUAACAUAGGGAUAAGCAUUCCAUCUUUAGAAGUUAGUCCUAUCGUAAAUGAUAUUUGCAAACCAUACAAGGAGUAACUUUAGUAAGUAAAGACUCUCAUAAAACAAGAAAAAGAAAAUAUAGAAAAAAAUAUCGGAAUCAGUAUUUAGAGGUAGAAGAGGGUAAAAGAAUAAUAUCAAUAAAAGAGCUAGCUUUAAUAGAAUAUUAAUGCUAUUGAUAAUAAAAAUAAGAGGACUCAUUUUUCAAAGUAGGAUAAUAAAGAAAACUAAGGAAAUAUGUCUAUGCAAAGUAGAUCGAGUACAAUGAUAGACUUCUAUUUAUCUAACCCUUCAAAUAAAAAUGGAAUGGAGUCUCCAUAAAACCUCUCAUUUGAAAGUUAAAGUUGCAAAUCGUAAUCAAAUCAAAGCAAGCUAGUUUAUAAUUAUUUUAAGAGUUAGAAAAAUAAAAAUAAUGAUAGCGAAUUGAAUUUUGUUAAAUAAGAUAAGAUCAAAAAGCUUUCUCAAUAAAAAAUAUCUUAGUCUUUAAACAAUUCUAUAGAUUAUGUCAACCAAUUUAAGGAAUCUACUAUUUAAUUACAAAGAGAUAAAUCUUUAAAUUCAAAUAGAUAACAUGAAAAAGAAAAUAGAAUUUUUAUUUAAGAAAAAUCUAAAUCACAAUAAAAUAACCGAUAGGUUGAUUAGAAUUAGAAUUAUACUUCAAACAACUAAAAUAACUAAAGAUCUAAUGUUUAAAAUUCUCAAGUAAACGUCAAUCAACAAAAAAGAUAAUAAUAAUUAUAAUCUGAGCAAAAUAUUUAAUAAUAGCAGCAGUAGUUGUAAGGAAUAAAAAAAGAAGAAAUUUAAAUAAAUAAAAAUGAAAAUUAAAUGAACGAUAGGGUUAGAAGCUAACUGAGUAUUAAAAAAUAGUACUCAACUCUCAGUAAUUUAAUUGAUUCUUGUUUACAGAGAAGUAGGUCACUAACUUCUAGCUCCAUAAAUAGAAGUUAAAGCAUGCAAGAAAGGAAUAUUUUAAAUUCUUCUUUUUAAAAUACAAGCAACUACUAAAGUUAGCUAAACAAUUCUUUGAAUAGUAUCUCAGUUAAAUUAUAAACUACAACUAAAAAACAUUCUUUGUAAGACUAAUAAAAAAAUGAAUUAUCUGAGUUUGACAAAGAUUAGGCAGGGUAUGAAAUUUAUAAAAAGUAUUCUGAUAAUUAUGAAAUUUAAGACCAAGAAAGAUAAUUUUAAUCUAACACAUCUGCAGAAAUACAAAAAAAUAAUUUUAAUCAGAAUUUCCAUAGCAAUUAACCAUAAAAAGGAUUAUAAGAGUCUCCUGUAUUGUCGAAUAGAAGAAAUCUUCCUCCCAAAUCAACAAGUAGAUCUUCUAAAAAAGGAAUGAAACAAGAUCUCAAUAAUUCCUAGAAUUAGCAAAGCUUGUAAGAGCAAGCAAAGUAAUACAACAAUAGUAUAAACUUUAAACAAAUUGACUAAAUGAGUAUUAAAAUUUAAUCACAUUAAGAUGGCUUUAAAGAUAAAUAAGGUGAUAUUUCAUAAAUCAAUAGUCAAACAAUAAAAAGCAAUAAUAAGACAGUUUAAAAUUAAUAACCUAAUACAAAUAAUAUAGAAUAUAAUAUGAAUUAGGUAAAGAGAUAAAUUAAUAAUUUAGAAUAGGAAAUUAAGUCUAACUCAUCACAAAAUAUAUAUUCAGAAUCUUCUCUACAGUCAGUUGAUGAUAUGAAAACCAAUUCCUAGUAACUGUUUAAUGAAGUAUAAUAAAAAGAAAAUAUAUCCCUUUAUAAAAAUGAAGAUUAGCAGAGUAUAAUAAAUCAAUAAUAGAUCUAGAUUGAUAUUAUGUAAGUGGAGUUGAGUGAAUAACUUAGUGGAGAUUCUUUUCAAGUUUUUAAAGCUAGUGAAUAAAGUACCCAUAGAGAAAAACAAGCUAGCUGCAAAAAAUUAAAUAUAAAUGAGUUAAGAUCUCAACUUGAAUAAAAUAGCAUCUUAUAAAAUAACUUAAAAAAACCAACUCCAUAAAAUAUAUAAAUUAGAAUAUAAAAUUUUAUCUAUGAUGAUGAUUGGGUAUCCUAUGAUGGAUAAUACUUUAAUAAUACUUUCUCAGGAGUUGGUUUUCUAAAACUCAAAAAUAACUGCUCCUAUCAUGGAGAAUUCUUGAUGGGAAAGCUUAAUGGUUAUGGUAGUUUUUACAUAGGAUAAUAAAAUACUGUUGUUUUAGGCUAUUUUUAAAAUAAUAUUUUAAUUAAAAAGUGUAAUUGA